Molecule: messenger RNA, 1131 nt
Organism: Lactuca saligna
Lineage: Eukaryota; Viridiplantae; Streptophyta; Magnoliopsida; Asterales; Asteraceae
Source: the annotation of a GenBank genome assembly
AUGGAGCUCCUCAAAACCUGCAGUAACAAUGGAGGCAUACAACAUGACCUUCAAUCGUCGUCUGACUUCAAUGCCUCCCCACAUUACACAUUCUCCGACGACAUCGACAGUGGCACCUCUACUCCUUACGUUAGUGCUCCGUCCAGUCCUGGCCGUGGACCGCCGCAUUCUUACGGAGGCGGAUUCUUCUACAGUGCUCCUGCUAGUCCUACACAUCAUGCCUAUUCAAAUACGGACUCCGUUUCUUUUGUUCCUCUAGAAGGAUCGGGCGGCUCUUUUGAGUUCGAGUUCACGGUAAGGCAAGAAACCACCGGAGCAGCUCCCUCCGGAUCCAUGAGUUCCGCUGAUGAACUCUUCUUGAACGGCCAGAUCCGUCCAAUGAAGCUCUCCUCUCACCUUCAACGUCCUCAGGAUCUCGCUCCGUUGAUCGACGUUCUCGAAAACAACGGAGAAAAUGGCGGUGAUGAAGAGGUAAAGUUUGGUAGAGACAGGUACAGAUCCAAAAAACCGUUAAGGAGAAGAGCUAGGUCUAUGUCGCCGUUGAGGACGAACAGCGCAUUUCAAUGGUUGGAGGAAUUUGAGGAUGGAAGAGAAUCUACUGAAAUCAAGGAGGAAUUGGAAUUAGAAGCUGAAGAGAAGCAGAGAGCUGACGAAGAUAAUGAAAUUCCGUCGUCCGGUGCAUCAUCGCGGUCAUCCUCCGUCGGUCGGAGCUCAAAACGAUGGGUGUUUCUGAAGGAAUUACUAUAUAGAAGCAAGAGCGAAGGACGGAACCGCAACCACAAGUUGUGGUCGGCAUUGUCUUUUACGCCUUCUUCUUCUGGUAAGAAAGAUAAGAAAUCACCAAAAGCAGAGGAUGGAAACAGCAACAGCACGGCGCCGGCGGAGGGGCCAUCGCCUAAAACGACGACAAAGAAAGUAGUAAACGGAGUCGGCGUGAAUAGGAAGAGGAGCAUGGGACGAUCAGCACAUGAAGUGCAUUACACGAUCAAUCGAGCACAAGCGGAGGAGAUGAGGAAGAAGACGUAUCUUCCUUACAGACAAGGGUUGUUGGGUUGCAUAGGGUUUAGUUCAAAGAGUUACGGAGCCAUGAAUGGAUUUGCAGCAGCUUUCAAUCGUGUUCCAUCCAGGUAA